Molecule: messenger RNA, 2647 nt
Organism: Phragmites australis (common reed)
Lineage: Eukaryota; Viridiplantae; Streptophyta; Magnoliopsida; Poales; Poaceae
Exons: 9
Coding region: 698-2344 (548 amino acids)
Cellular component (GO): membrane
Source: RefSeq, a predicted model, not a curated record
AGGAGAGAAAGAUGGGAACCGAAGAAAACGAAGAAAAUACAGAAACCCUUGGGAUCCUGAGCAAAAGUUGUUAGACGGACUCCAUUUCAAACCCUUUUAUUAUACUUUGCUCUCUCUCAUCAGCGUCGUCUUCUUCACUUCUCUCGCUCCUGCUCACCUUUAACAUUCGUUCCUUCGCCUGGGGGAUUUGGUGCGUGCGUGCAUGCAUGCAGCCGGGUGCAGGGGAUCGAUCGAGGUUCGCAUCCUACCGGUUCCUCCAUGCCCAAGGAAAGGAUGGCACUUUAACCCUUGCUUGUUUAUGUCCUUGUCCGUCUCCAUCUCAUCUCAUCUCAUGUCGUCUCUCCUCCUCCUUUUGAUCACAUAUAUAUGCACACACGACAUGCGUGUUAGUGCCUUGGAAAGGAAAGUCAGAGGUGGCCUCGUUUGACACGGUGGAGAGAAAGAGAUGUUUGGAUUGGAUGAUGAAUGAGUGAGUGGGGAAGGGAGGCCACGUUUGGGAGUUUGGAGUUUAUGGUAAGAGGAACUGGAGGAAAGUGUUGGUUCGGAGACGGCGCACCGCAGCCUCUUCUCUGCUGCUCUUCUCUUCUUGUGGCUGCUGCCUCAACGAGCUGCACGGUGUGGCAACAAGAGCAGCAGCAGGUGCAGAGGAGCUCCGUUUGCAUGGUAUCAGGGGAUAAAUUUGCGUCGGCUUGCUAACAUGGAACCGAGGAGGUUGGAGCAGUUAGUGUUUCUGCUCUGUUGCUUUGCGGCAAUCACAUGCAGGUUACACGCACAACCUCAGGCCCAAACCACUCUGCAACACCUCAAAAGCUCGCCCCACCAUGGAGCAGUGGGUAGGAUUUUGUCAGAGAUGGAAAACAGAUCGGAGAGCGCGCUCUCAAGAAGAACGAAAAGAAUUGAUCCACUUGAUGGACUAAGGAAGUACGAGGGAGGGUACAAUAUCACAGACAAGCAUUACUGGAGUUCGACCAUAUUUACAGGUAGAUCUGGAUACAUUAUUGCAGCAUUAUGGCUUAUUGGUGGUGUUGUUUUUGGGUCGAUUCUUCUCAUCUCGAAGAUUUUCUUCACCAAAAGAAAUGCAAGAUAUGGUGAUAUCGACUAUUUUCUUGAGAGAUACCAAAUAUUAACCGUGAUACUUUGUAUCCUCCUUGCAAUUUUUACCAUAGUUGCAUCAGCAAUCGCAAUUCGUGGUACCCUACAAUUCCACUCAAGAGCAGAAUCUGUGAAAGAGAUCAUUGGGAGGACUGCACUUGAGGCAACAGCGACGAUUUACAACAUAACAGGAGCCAUUGAGAUGAUGCAAAACACAUCAAAGCUAUACAACUACAGCAGCCAAGCUUGGGAUCAUCUGAACUCCACAGUGGAGGCGCUCAACUCCGAAGCCGGGGAGAUUCAGGCCAAGGCGGAGAAGAACAUGUACUUGGUCAGCAAAGGGAUCAAGACACUGGAGUAUGUGACAAUUUUUACUGUGACACUGAAUCUUGUCGCUGUUCUCGCAUUGCUGGUAGGGAGGCCUCUAAGGUUGCAGAAACUGUGCUACUUGUGCAUUGUCUUCUGCUGGAUACUGACAGCCCUCUUCUGGAUGUACUUCGGCCUGUACUACUUCUUCGACAAGUUUGUUGGUGACACAUGUGUCGCUCUCGAUGAGUACCAGCUGAACCCUCAGAACAGCACGCUGGGAACCAUCAUACCCUGCAGCGAGAAGCUCUCCGGCAACCUGAUCCUGCACGACGUUGGUGCGGGAAUCCAUGACAUCAUAGAUCAGGUGAAUUCCAACAUUUACACGAUAAAAUCGGAGUAUGCUAUGAAGCAGCUGGACUACAUCUGCAAUCCCUUCACCGGGCCGCCGGAGUACCAGUACCGGCCAAAGAACUGCCCCUCCGGUGCCGCCACCAUCGGUGACAUCCCUCAGAUCCUGAAGAGGCUGACGUGCUCAGACUUCGGCGGCGGAGCAAACUGCGCCCCGGCCGACCUCUCGUCGGCGAUCGACUACGACAAGGUGCAGUCGUACACGAGCUCCAUCCAGAACGUGCUGAACAUCUUCCCGGGCACGGAGCGGCUGGUGAGCUGCGAGCUGGUGAAGGCCGGCUUCGCGGACAUCGUGGGCAACCAGUGCGCGCCGCUGCGGCGCGGCGCGCGCACGGCGUGGGCCGCGCUCGCCGCGCUGUCCGCGGCCAUGGCGCUGCUGCUCUUGCUCGAGCUCGCCGUGGCCGGGGGCGCGCGCCACCCCGGCGACGAGCGCCUGUCCGUGAGGCACCUCACCUCAUCGACCAACUCGGAGAUAUCGGAGGUCGAGUUCGCCGAGAUGCACGCCAAGAAAGUGCGGAUCAGGGUCGGGCCGUGAGCCAAGGAAGCGAGAUCGAAUUCUGUUUGCUGAGUUCUUUGCCAUUUGCGGAGGAGAGAGAGAGAGAGAGAGUUGAGGAUGUAUACUGCCGGCGGUAGAGACUGAUCCAGGAGAGAUCGUCCACCGCCGGCGCGCCAUUGCUGCGAAAUGUUUGGUUUAUGUCUUGUGAGGAUGGUCUGGAGAAUCCAGCCAUUGUGUUGGUGGUAUAGGAGAAAUUGAUUGCAUUCGGUACAUGAACUUCAAUCUGCAAAAGCAUUGAAGAUUAAUUACAGUACAAUUUGUUCUUUGCAUGAACAGCAAAAA